AAAUCUUUAGACUCCUUUUUAAACUAUUGAAAAACCCUUCUGCUCCAAUGAAAAAUUUUUGAUAGAAUAGCAUUUAAAACUGUGAAUCAAAUAUACUUUAUAUCUAACGUUUUCUCCUCUCUUUCGUUCACAAAACUUUUGUAUAUUUCCUCAACGAUUUUUAUUGCCAUCAUUCUUUUUCAACAAUGAAUGAUAAAACUAUUUCUGGCGAUCCUUCUUUAUCACAUCAUGAAAAAGAUCAAAUUUCUUCUACUGUCAUAGAUGAAGACAUUGAAAAAAUUUCUUCCUCUACUGACCUUGAAGGUCCUCCUAAUGGCGGCUUAGCUGCAUGGCUCGUUGUCUUUGGUGGUUUUUUGGGCAAUGUGACAAUUUUUGGUGUCAAUUAUACCUGGGCUGUCUUCCUUAACCAUUACAACACUUAUAUCUAUCCUGGAAAAAUGAAUGAACUCACCUGGAUUGGUUCUAUUUGUGUUGCCCUGUUUUUCAUUAUUGGCCCUAUUAAUGAAUGGAUUUCUUGUAAGAUUGGCUAUAGAAACAUGCUUUUAAUCGGUGCUAUUUUAUGUCCUUUGGGUCUUAUGUUGGCUAGCAUUACUCAUGAGAUCUGGCAACUGUAUUUGACUCAAGGUGUUAUCUUUGGUCUUGGUGCAUCUUUUGUCUUCUUUCCUUCUUUAGGGGCUCCUCAGCAAUGGUUUACAACACGUCGAGGUUUGGCUGUUGCAGGCAGCAUGUGUGGUUCAGGUAUCGGUAGUUUGAUUUUCUCUAAUGUUGCUCAAGCUGCUAUUGCCAACUUGGGCUAUCGCUGGGCCUUGAGAAUCAUGGGCUUCAUGUGCUUUGCUCUCUUGUUGAUUGCUGCUGCUGUUGUAAAGCCUCCCAAGAAUGCUGAACCCAGCAAACGCGAAUCUUACUCCGAAUUAUAUCAAAAACAAAAGAAGUUGAUGACCAGUAGAUCCUUUCAAAUCAUGUUCGUUAUGGGCAUUGUUACCACAUUUGGUUACUUGACACCAGCCUUUUUCUUGGCCUCUUAUGCAGAAUAUCUCGGUUUAAACCCUUGGGUCGGUACUAAUUUAGGUGCUAUCAUGUCUGCUGUAAAUACUAUUUCUAUGCUUGUUGUUGGCUGGAUUAGUGAUCGUACAGGUCGCUUUAAUGGCCUGUUCAUUUGUACAUUUUUAUCUGGUGUCUUUACACUUGCGCUUUGGACAACAGCUAAAUCAGAAGCUUCUAUCUGGGUCUAUGUUGUCUUGUAUGGUUUCUUUGGUGGUGGUUAUCUCUCAUUAAACGGUGCUGCUCUCCCUGAAGUUGCUGGAUAUGAAAAUAUCUCUGCUGCUAAUGGCUUGUUUUAUAUCACAAGUACGCUUGGUUAUAUGUUUGGCACCCCCAUUUCUUCUGCUAUUAUCAGUAGUACAACUCCCCCUGGCUAUAUUUAUGCUGCUAUCUGGAGUGGUUUAUUGAUGGCUAUUGGUGGUAUCCUCUGUUGGAUGCUCCGUGUAACUAGAGUAGGACAUAAUCCUUUUAUCAAAGCUUAAACCUUCCCCCUUCUCUCUUUCCUCUUUUUUGUGUAUAUAUUAGAUUUUCAUGUCUU
Gilbertella persicaria is the source of this 1579-nucleotide messenger RNA. Its product is annotated as major facilitator superfamily domain-containing protein. Gene Ontology annotation, cellular component: fungal-type vacuole membrane. Gene Ontology annotation, molecular function: transmembrane transporter activity. Gene Ontology annotation, biological process: transmembrane transport. Lineage: Eukaryota; Fungi; Mucoromycota; Mucoromycetes; Mucorales; Choanephoraceae. The transcript is spliced from 6 exons. The record is from RefSeq and is a predicted model, not a curated record. The coding region runs from base 186 to 1523 and encodes 445 amino acids.